AUGUCGCCUCCGCUGCCAUGGCUGUCUGUCCCUCCCUCGAACUCACCGAAAGGCUCACAAGCAAGCUCUCGGAAUCCUUCGCGAAAGCCUUCACACUGCGGCUCUCGUCGUGGCAGCACAAAGGAGCCGAAGGAAAAGGAGGGCAAGGCUUUCGAAGCCGCACUUGCUGUGUUUCAGUCCUUACACGGCAUCGACGAUGAUGUGCCGCCAGAGCAUAUUAUCAUCCAGGACUUCUUCGACGACAAUGGUGUCUCCUUUAAGGACUCGCCUCCCAAUUGGGCUAUUCUGGCAGCUCUCCGCCGUCCACUCUCAAGGAGUGACAAAACGGACCAGAAGCACGGCUCCCUAUCGACGCGGCAGCAGCUAAUGAACUCCCAAGCAGCCGUGGAGAACGCACGAAAACGUGCUCAAUAUCAGAGACAGGCAAGCUUGCACAUUCAGAAGGUCACCAACAAUCGCGCCAUUGAUAUACAGGCGUUGCGACACUUCCACCUCUUUUUCCUGCCUCUGGGCUAUGUGCCCAGUUCGCCGGUGUUCAAGCAGCACCUCAGCAUCGCCUACAUCGAAGAUGCGAGGGCGGAGGAGCAGACCGACGCCACAGAAUCCGAGGACCAAGCCCUCACCACCAAAGGGCCGGGGAGUGCCAUGAACAACGAGCAGAGAGCCUUGCUGCUUGCCGUCUUUCGCAAGUCCAUCAAGAAGGUGACAGCGAAGGGAGGGAAAGCGGCACUGAUGAACAGGUGGACAUGGUUCCGGUUUUUGAUACACUGUGACUUGAUCGGGCCGGCUGAUUCAUGGGAUCACCGCAAAGCAGAGGAGUUGAAAGUACCGUGGGUGCUGGCGGGGAAGAUUUUCAAGCUCUGCCAAGAAGCCAACUCGAAUCCGCCGGCCCUUUCUUUUGGCAGCUGGGCAAAUGCGAUCCAAGCCGUACUCCGCUCCAGCGGCCUGUACGCAAAGGGUCCGGAAAUUGUGGAAGCCAUUUUCAAAACCUUCCUACCCCGUGCGCAAGAGCAGCUUGGCAUCACCGAUGAUGAUGCGCAGAAAACGGUGACGAAAGCCAUGCAAGGAGAGUGCAAGAAGUCGAUGCAUGGAAGUCAGCGCGCCAUGUCAAUGUCGCGGUCGAUGUCCAGGAAUAUGUCUCGCAGUGCCUCGAGGGCUCUGAGCUUCUUUAGCGCCGCUGGCUCCACGAUUGGCGAUGAUGCGAGUGAGGCGGGCGAUCCUCCUGAUAGCAAGCUGCCGCAGAGCUGGCAACUGAAUCUGGCGGAGCAGCAGAUGUGCGAGCCAGAGUGUUUGCAACUGCUACACGAGUACAAGGCACUCCUGCAGGCAUUGUUCCAGCACUACGUGCAAGAGGAUUUCAAUGAUCCUGACAACGAGCCGUUGAUGGGCCCGGUCCUGUUCCAGAAGUUAUUGAGAGACCUUCAAUUCUUGCCGGACUUCGUGCAGACCUUCGCCCUCGAGAAGCACAUGCAGGAGUGCGAGUCGAGGUACGGCCAGGAGUCCCUGAACUUCAAUGCCUUCGUGGAGUGCCUUUGCCGAUUGUGCUUUUGUCAUCUGAACAUCUAUGGUAGCAGCAUGCAACAACUGGCACCUUCUAAGCAGAAGAUGCUUUGGGUGAUGGCCAUGCUGGAAGCUCGGUUGCCCCCGGAGCUGGGAGGACGACCUGAAGGGGACCAGUCGCCCAGGGGCCCGGACUGUCUCUGGCACCGGAGGAAUGAGACUUUCGACAUUUCGGCUUGCCCACAAGAAGCCAUCAUCUUCUUCAAGACCAUGGGUGGGGUGGCAAAACCCCGCACUGAGCUGAACUUCGAGAGGCUGCAGAGCUGUGACGUGGACGACCUGUACCCACAGAGCCCGUUUCGACGGUGA
Symbiodinium sp. CCMP2456 is the source of this 1869-nucleotide messenger RNA. NCBI's taxonomy places the organism in Eukaryota, Dinophyceae, Suessiales, Symbiodiniaceae. The record is from the annotation of a GenBank genome assembly.